Messenger RNA from Rhodofomes roseus, 1496 nucleotides. RefSeq lists its product as uncharacterized. The record is from RefSeq and is a predicted model, not a curated record. NCBI's taxonomy places the organism in Eukaryota, Fungi, Basidiomycota, Agaricomycetes, Polyporales, Fomitopsidaceae. The transcript is spliced from 7 exons. The coding region runs from base 179 to 1192 and encodes 337 amino acids.
GAUCUGUUGACGCGUACAGCGGUAGGCGCUUGUUGGUCCACUUCGCGCUUCAUCGUUCCGUUGUCGCUUCUUUCGGCAUCUUUGCCUGCUCUCGCCGCGUUCAUCAAUCUUGGCAACACCGCAUCACGCGCUUGUCCACGCCCGCGGGCCCAUCGCAUCUCUACACGCAACACCUACCAUGGUCGGCACAUGGACGGAGAAGCAUACACAGAAGUACUUUCGGGCCGCGGUGAAGAAACGCGUGGAUUUCAUCGGCACGCGCAAACAUUUAGAGUUCACGGACCAGGUGCCGCCCACGCACGAGUGGACGGCUGAGCUGCUUGAGCAGUUCAACCGCAACCUGCGUGGUGUGUACAAUGGGCCUUUUGACUGGGAGACGACGGAGGUCCUGUUGAUGAAGUACAUCAUGACGGACGACCUCUUGAACUCGCUCAAGAAUCUAUCAAAAGACGUCGCGCUGCCUCACCUUGUGCGGCUCGUCCUGGACUGGGCCUGCUGGGACCCGCCGGAGGAGGGAGCGUGGCCGCCGGGCUUGAGCAUGCGCCGCUACUUCAUGAAAUGGCGCCACUGCGAGCCGCUGAACUUCAAGUCGGACACGUCGACCGACGUCGACAUGGAGCAGGCGGCCAACGCUCUGCUGGAUAUGUGGAUCGCCAAUGACUGUCUGUAUGCGGACACACCUGUGCAGUAUUGCGAGGCGGAGGAUGUCCCUGGGGUGACGCAGUACAAGUUGAGGAUGCAAGAUGUCACGGACGAACAGCGACGCGAGGCGGCGGAGGCGUUGGAGGCAUACCUGAACCAGGAGUGGCGGUGCGGUGCGCCGUUGCAGAUGAAGGCCUGGAUCAAGGUCAGGUCGUACAAGAGGCCAGAGAACCUGCCUCCGGCUGAGAACGACACGGUGAUUCGCGGGCCAUACAUGUGCAUACAAUGCGUCAAGGCUUGCAUCCUCGAAUGCCGUGUUCCAAACGAUACCGAAUUACCCAAGUGCGUGUCGUGCCGUGUGCGCAAGAUCAAGUGCGCCUAUCAGACCGAGCUGGUUGAUCCGCAUGCGGACCCAGCCUUCUUCAACCCGCCCCGCGCGCUAUCCAAGGCAUCGGUCUCUCAAGGUUCCAGUGCAGGUCCGUCGUCCGCGAAGCGCACAGCAGACACGUUGUCUGAGGAGGAGAGGGAGGUGAAGCAUACCCGGUCUUGAAGGGCGUUUGUGCGUGACACUACUGUAGUAUCGUGGUAGCACUCCGUUUAAUGCGAGGAAUUAGCAAUCUGUUUCUUGCAAAUACCCGGACUAUUACAUUGACAUGGCGCCGCUGCCUGAUGUCAUGCGCGUGCAUCCACACCUCCGGUCUCAACGUUUACCAUGUCUCGAGUGCGCAUCAUCCUUACCAUCCACCAGGUGCGCCCACAGUGGCUUCGGAACACGGCCCGCGGAACACGGUCAUAUGACGUGGCCAGCCAUCUGUGCGACGCGCUCAGCGUCUAAUUCGGACGGCCGGUGUGGC